Yamadazyma tenuis ATCC 10573 is the source of this 645-nucleotide messenger RNA. RefSeq lists its product as uncharacterized. The record is from RefSeq and is a predicted model, not a curated record. NCBI's taxonomy places the organism in Eukaryota, Fungi, Ascomycota, Pichiomycetes, Serinales, Debaryomycetaceae.
AUGGCUUCCUAUACCAAAGUGUCGAGGUCUUCACUCUAUGAAUCCGGAGAUGAGCUACAAGACAAUCCAACAUAUAUUCCCGAUUUGAACCUAGAAAUCAUCGAGGUGGAACAUACCGAAGACUUGAAAGAAGAGCAGCCUGAAGACGAGUUUGACUUCCCGUUAUUUUCGUUUGGUUCAGCUCCCUCAUCCCAAAACCAUCUGGUUGGUGAUUCUCAAAAAAGAGGACGAACAGAAACCAAGAUCAUGAAGGUCAAUCUCAGAGAAGAAUCUGUUGAGACUUUGAGGUCGGAAAGGCCUAGUAGUUACUACUUCGCCCAGUACACUGAAGAACAGAGGGCUAAUUUCCAUCUCGUGGCUGUAACUGGAGAAGACAUAUGGAGUCGAGUAGAGUUGGCCACCAGCACAAAUGAUUGGUACCGCCAUCGUAUUCUUGAUGCCGAUGUACACAAUGCCAAUAUAAGUCCAGAAAGACCUAGUAGGAAACGGCCGGGGAAGAAUAAGAGAGAUGGGAGAAUAGAGUCCAAGAAACGUCAGGCUGAAGCAAGAAGAGUACAUAGGGAGAACGAGAGACGUUUGUUAAAGAAGAAGAUGCACAAGCGAGGCGGCAAGAAGAACAAGAAGGCUGCCAAGCCAGUUUCAUGA